AGGUCUCUCUCUCCCCAGCGGCGCUUUCCCGCCCCAGAGUGCGAAGAGGCCAAAGGCGCGAUGCGCUCCAGGACCUUCUGAGAGGAGACGGCGCGUGGGCGAGUCCCUCUGGCGCCGCGAGGUGUGUGCGCGCGCGCGCGUGUGUGUUUGCUCUGUGUGGAUGUUUAAGGCCGAGAAGGAGGAGACGACUUGGCCGCGCUUUGCCCACCUCCCUUCGCAGCCGGAGCGGCUCGGAAGGCAGCCGCCGGGGCCUGUCCCUUUAAGGUACGACGCUGCCCGCCCUCCGGCCCUGUGCAAAGGCAGCCAAGCGGUGCCGCAGCCGAAGGAAAAGAGUUUGACUCUCCUCGCCCCGGUCGCUCCGCAAGCUGAAGCCAGGUGGCAGCUGGGGGCGAAGAAAGAGGGUGGUCGUCAGGGAAGAAGCCGCCAGAGAGUGACGAAGGGGCCUCUGAAGGAGGGGAAGCGGGGCGGAGUUGGAACAUUUUUUGAAAUCUCCCUCCUGAACAAAAAAUGAGGUUGUGGUACUUCCCCGGCUUCCUCAUAAUCAGUUUGCUGUACUUCUGGAUUCCAUCGUCCAUGUGCUGCAACAAAGCUCUCUGUGCUAGUGAUGUCAGCAAAUGCCUAAUACAGGAGCUGUGUCAGUGCCGACCUGGUGAAGGAAACUGUUCUUGCUGUAAGGAGUGCAUGCUCUGUCUAGGCACACUUUGGGAUGAAUGCUGUGACUGUGUUGGUAUGUGUAACCCUCGGAACUAUAGUGACACACCUCCCACUUCGAAAAGUACUGUGGAGGAGCUGCAAGAGCCGAUCGCUUCCCUUUUCCGAGCACUUACAGAAGGCGACACUAACCUGAGCUGGAAAAUUGUGUCCUUUUCUGCUGCGGAGGAGCUGUCACCUCAUGAGAAUUUAGUCUCAGUUUUAGAAACAGUGAACCAUCCUCAGCAUCACAAUGUUUCCGUUUCAAACAACGUUCAUCCUCCAUAUUCUAGUGAAAAAGAACGCAUAUGUACUGUGGUUUACUUUGAUGACUGCCUGUCAAUACACCAAUGCAAGAUCUCUUGUGACUCUAUGGGUGCCUCCAAAUACCGAUGGUUUCACAACGCCUGCUGUGAAUGUAUUGGACCUGACUGUGUCGACUACGGGAGUAAAAUUGUAAGAUGCUCAAACUGUAUGUUCUGAAAUUAAACUAUUCAAUUUUAAUAUGGCAGACACCAAAAAAUGGAUGGGUGGGAGGUAUACUUUGCAUAUACAGGUAGUUCUCAACUUACAGCACUUCAUUUAGUGACCAAACUGAAACUGGAAAAAAGUGACUUAUGACUGUUUUUCAGAGAUACGAUCUUUGCAGUGUUCCCACGAUCAUAUGAUAGCUUUUUGCAACCUUCUGACAAGCAAAGUCAACAGGGAAGCCAGAUUUACUUAACAACCGUGUUACUAACAACUUCA
Pseudonaja textilis is the source of this 1437-nucleotide messenger RNA. RefSeq names its product twisted gastrulation BMP signaling modulator 1 (gene TWSG1). Gene Ontology annotation, biological process: regulation of BMP signaling pathway. NCBI's taxonomy places the organism in Eukaryota, Metazoa, Chordata, Lepidosauria, Squamata, Elapidae. The record is from RefSeq and is a predicted model, not a curated record.